AGCUUCCGGCGGAAGCGGCGCGUGAGGGAGAGACCGGGAACGGGACCGGGACCGGGAACGGGAACAGGACCAUGAACAUCCGCAACGCGCGGCCCGAGGACCUGAUGAACAUGCAGCACUGCAACCUGCUGUGCCUGCCCGAGAACUACCAGAUGAAGUAUUACUUCUACCACGGGCUCUCCUGGCCUCAGCUCUCGUACAUCGCCGAGGACGAGAACGGGAAGAUCGUGGGUUACGUCCUGGCCAAGAUGGAGGAGGAUCCCGACGACGUCCCUCAUGGACACAUCACGUCCCUGGCCGUAAAACGCUCGCACCGGCGGCUGGGGCUGGCUCAGAAGCUCAUGGACCAGGCGUCCCGGGCCAUGAUCGAGAACUUCAACGCCAAGUACGUGUCGCUGCACGUCCGCAAGAGCAACCGGGCAGCUCUGCACUUGUACUCCAACACCCUCAACUUCCAGAUCAGCGAGGUGGAGCCCAAGUACUACGCGGACGGGGAGGACGCCUACGCCAUGAAACGGGACCUCACCCAGAUGGCAGACGAGCUGAGGAAGCAGGUGGAGCAGAAGGAGCGGGGGCGGCCCCCGGCCCCCACCGAGCCCCCCCGGGGUGGGGAGGGGGUCUGCGGGUCUGGGGGAGCCCCCCCGCACCCCCCCUCGGGCCCCCCUCCCCACGAGGACGGGGGGGGCGACAGCAAAGACGUGAGCGAGGUGAGCGAGACCACCGAGAGCACCGACGUCAAGGACAGCUCCGAGGCCUCCGACUCUGCCUCGUAGGGACCCCCGGGGACCCCCCAAAUCCCUGCGCCCCCCCCAGACCCCUGGGACCCCCCUCGGUGCUGGUGGGGGCAAUAAAGCUGCUCC
This is a messenger RNA of Chiroxiphia lanceolata (lance-tailed manakin), 860 nucleotides long. It is a transcript of the gene NAA10, whose product is annotated as N-alpha-acetyltransferase 10, NatA catalytic subunit. NCBI's taxonomy places the organism in Eukaryota, Metazoa, Chordata, Aves, Passeriformes, Pipridae. Bases 72 to 773 code for a protein of 233 amino acids. Gene Ontology annotation, cellular component: NatA complex. Gene Ontology annotation, molecular function: protein N-terminal-serine acetyltransferase activity; protein-N-terminal-glutamate acetyltransferase activity. The record is from RefSeq and is a predicted model, not a curated record. Gene Ontology annotation, biological process: N-terminal peptidyl-glutamic acid acetylation. The transcript has 8 exons.